AUGCCGAAGCUUUUUGCAGUCCUCGAGAAUAACCCGCAGGUGAUGAACCAUUUCGCCUACGCCCUGGGUCUCGACAAAUCGCUCUCGUUCUACGACAUCUACUCGCUCGACGACCCUGACCUCCUUGCCUUCAUCCCACGACCCGCCCUCGCACUUCUCGUCAUCAUCCCCCUCACGCCGACCUGGAACGAAGCCCGCACAGCUGAGGACAGAGACAAGCCAGAAUACGCGGGUAAGGGCGAGGAAGAGCCUGUCAUCUGGUUCACGCAGACUAUCGGGAACGCCUGCGGGUCUAUUGGCCUCACGCACGCUCUGCUGAACAGCGACGCGUCGAAGCGUAUACACCCUGGUUCGGCCUUGGAUCGGAUCCGCAAAGAGGCGCUGCCGAAGGCGAUGGCGGAGCGGGCCAAGGUGCUGGAGGAAUCGUCCGCAUUCGAGAAGGCGCACGCAGAGGCGGUCAAGUUGGGUGAUACCGAAGCGCCAACGCCAGCGUCGGACAAGCAUACCGGGCAGCACUUUGUUACCUUCGUCAAAGGCAAAGAUGGGCAUCUGUGGGAGCUGGAAGGCUCGAGGAAAGGACCGCUAGAUCGGGGAGCAUUGGAGAAGGAUGAGGAUGUACUGAGCCCGGCCGCGCUGGAGAAAGGUCUCGGGAGGUUGAUGAAGAUCGAGGCGGAAAAGGGUGGGGAUCUGAGAUUUUCUGCCAUAGCACUUGCGGAGAGCUUGGAUUGA
This is a messenger RNA of Didymosphaeria variabile, 729 nucleotides long. RefSeq lists its product as uncharacterized. NCBI's taxonomy places the organism in Eukaryota, Fungi, Ascomycota, Dothideomycetes, Pleosporales, Didymosphaeriaceae. Gene Ontology annotation, cellular component: cytoplasm. Gene Ontology annotation, biological process: protein deubiquitination; ubiquitin-dependent protein catabolic process. The coding region runs from base 1 to 729 and encodes 242 amino acids. The record is from RefSeq and is a predicted model, not a curated record. The transcript has a single exon. Gene Ontology annotation, molecular function: cysteine-type deubiquitinase activity.